AUGAACCACACUCGGCUCUCUUGCCAGCACGGAGCUGUGCUUGCUCAGCGCUCGCGGCUGCAGGACACUCGGUGCCCGGACCAGUGCCAGUGUGUCCGCACCGCCCAGGUGGAGUGCUCCGGUGCCGGCAUCACUGCGGUCCCCAGCCCCAUCCCCGCAAACGCCAUGACCCUCCAGAUCAUCAACACGCGCAUCGCUGAGCUGGGCGACGUGUCCUUUGGCAACGCCUCCCUGCUGAUCGGGCUGCGCAUCGAGAAGAACAACCUGUCGCGCAUCAGCCCUGGAGCCUUCCAGCAUCUGCCUGACCUGCGCUACCUCAGCCUGGCCAGCAACAAGCUGCAGGAGCUCCCCGUGCAGGUCUUCGAACCCCUGGGCAAGCUGGAGUCUCUGCUCCUUUCCAGCAACCAGAUCCUCCAGGUCGAGCCUUCCCACUUCGCCCACCUGAGCAACCUCAAGGAGCUGCAGCUGCACGGGAACAACCUGCAGGAACUGCCAGAGCUGCAGGAGCUGGGGCUGCACCAGAACCAGCUGGAGAUGCUGUCCCCCGAUCUCUUUGUGCACAACGGGAACCUGCAGAAGCUCUACCUGUCCAACAAUCUCCUCGCCACCCUGCCGAGUGGCAUCUUCUUGCCCCUGCGUGCCCUCGCCAAGAUCACCCUGCACGUCAACCGCCUGCGGGACAUCUCCCCUGGUGCCUUCGGGCCCAUGCCCGACCUGCGGGAGCUGUGGCUCUACGAGAAUGAGCUUUCCACCCUCCCUGCUGCCGUCUUCAGCAACCUGACCCAGCUGCAGCUCCUGGUCCUUAGCAAAAACCGGCUGCAGUCGGUUGCACCAGGGGCUUUCCAGGGCUUGGGGGAGCUGCUGGAGCUGUCGCUGCACUCCAACGCCCUGCGCCGCUUAGACGCCCAGGCACUGGAGGGGCUGCCCAAGCUGCAGAACAUCUCCUUGCACCACAACCAGCUGCAGGCGCUGCCACGGGGUCUCUUCGGGGCCACCCCGGGGCUGCGGCACCUGCAGCUGCACUCCAAUGCCCUGGAGUACCUGCCUGCCGGCAUCUUCUCUCCCCUGGCCACCCUGCGAGAGGUGAAGCUGCACAACAACUCCUGGCGCUGCGACGAGGGCAUCCUGCCCCUGCGGGGCUGGCUGGAGGACAACCCCCACAAGGUGGGCGAGACACCCCCCCUCUGUGCCCAGCCCCCGGCCCUGAGGGGCAGCCCUAUAGCCGGGCUGCCACGGGACCAGCUCCUCGCUCCCUGGUCCCCCACUGCAUCCCCCCAUCCCAGCACUCUGCUCCCUGCUCACCCCUCUGAGGUGGCAUUGCCAGAGGGUGCCUGGACGGAGCCCCCCAUGGGGUUACCGGUUUCCCCACGGGAGGAGGAGGAGAAGGAGGAAGAGGAGAGGGGGCAGUGGGGGCUGACGCGCAUGCAGAGCGGCGUGGUGGUGGCGGUCAUUGUGCUGGUCUGUGUGGCUCUGCUCGCCGCUCUCGUGGCGCUGGUGGUCUACGGCUGUAGGAAGAAGAGCCACGUUGUGCUCAUGAGGAUGAAGGCACCCAAUGAAGCCUGA
This is a messenger RNA of Cariama cristata (Red-legged seriema), 1563 nucleotides long. RefSeq names its product leucine rich repeat containing 15 (gene LRRC15). The transcript has 4 exons. Gene Ontology annotation, cellular component: extracellular matrix. The record is from RefSeq and is a predicted model, not a curated record. Lineage: Eukaryota; Metazoa; Chordata; Aves; Cariamiformes; Cariamidae. The coding region runs from base 1 to 1563 and encodes 520 amino acids. Gene Ontology annotation, molecular function: protein binding.